AUGUCGACGCUCGCCGCCCAGCGCGGCAGCGCCCCCCUACGCGGCCUCGCCUCGUCUCUCAGCUCCCUGUCCCUCCAAACACCCAGCGGCCGUGCCUUCUCGACGACGCCGGCGGCGCUGACAAAAACCAUCGCCCUCCACCGCAUCCCCGCCUUCCCCAUCCCCGACUACCCCCUGGGGCCGCGCCUCAUCUACAAGCAGUCCAACGGCGGGCUCUCCGCGACGACCCGCAUCCGCCGCGGCAACAACAUCUCGUCCGACCACAAGGUCAAGACGCCGCGGGCCUGGCGGCCCAACAUCCACCGCAAGCGCCUCUGGUCGGCGGCCCUCGGCGUCUGGGUGCGGGCCCGGCUCUCGCUGCGCGUGCUGCGCACCAUCCGCAAGGAGGGCGGCCUCGACGCCUACGUGCUCAAGUCCAAGGCCGCGCGCGUCCGCGACCUGGGCCCCGGCGGCUGGAAGCUGCGCUGGCUCGUCAUGCGGACGGCCGCCGUGCGGGCGCGCUUCGCCGACGAGCGCGCCCGCCUCGGCGUCGUGCGGCCCGCCGGCGUCGAGGACGAGGACAACACGGACCUCGUCCACGUGCUCGUCGACGGCGCCACGCCCGGCCCCCUGAGCGCCGUCAGCAGGGCCAUCAUCGCGCGCCGCGCCGAGGCCGUCGCCGCCGACAGGAUGGCCUGGGACGUGGCCGCGCUGCAGGCCCAGGGCCAGGAGUUUGCCCUCGGCGAGGAGGCCGAGCUGGCGGGUGACGAGGACGUCAGGGGCGCGGGCGAGCAGGUCGGCGGCACCGUGGAGGAGCUCGACGCUGCGAUCGAGGCGAUGGAGAAGGACGAGGCCAAGAGGUCAUGA
Messenger RNA from Verticillium nonalfalfae, 846 nucleotides. It is a transcript of the gene MRPL24, whose product is annotated as 39S ribosomal protein L24, mitochondrial. Lineage: Eukaryota; Fungi; Ascomycota; Sordariomycetes; Glomerellales; Plectosphaerellaceae. Bases 1 to 846 code for a protein of 281 amino acids. The record is from RefSeq and is a predicted model, not a curated record. Gene Ontology annotation, cellular component: mitochondrial large ribosomal subunit. Gene Ontology annotation, molecular function: structural constituent of ribosome. The transcript has a single exon.